Molecule: messenger RNA, 789 nt
Organism: Danio aesculapii
Lineage: Eukaryota; Metazoa; Chordata; Actinopteri; Cypriniformes; Danionidae
Exons: 5
Coding region: 103-789 (228 amino acids)
Source: RefSeq, a predicted model, not a curated record
UGGUGUAACAGGUGUUGGAUCUUCAAGUUGUUUAACAGUGAUAGUCGCGUGAAUUCCUAAACUUCGACGAUACUAUUUGACAAGAAAAACUGAUCAGUGCUUAUGAAUAUGCACUUCCUCCUUUUCUUCAUCUCCAUGGCCAUCACAGGUGCUGUGAGUGAGAUGGUGGAGGUGAAGCGCGGAGAGACCUUCCGACUAAACCUCAGCACUCCUCUGGAGAAUAUUAAAAAGCUGACAGUAAUGAAAGACGGAACUGAUGUCUUCCGUCACUGUUCAUCUGAAGAGAAAAGAGGUGGAUGUAAAGAUGUCAACGUUACCAGAUUUUCACUCGAGUCUGGAGAGAUCGACGUCUCUUUAACUUGUCCAGAUGCCGACAGAAGUGAUGAAGGGGCUUACGAAGUCGAGGUCAUUGAUCAAAACAACACCCCGAGAAGUCGCAUGUUUAACAUUACAAUUAUAGAGCGACUGGCCAGCAACUUUCACCCAACACCUCCAUUCAUCCAUUCAUCUCCUUCACCUGAUUUACGUAAAUUUGAGACCACCAUAGCAGUCACAAUAGGCGUCCCUGUAGGCACUGUAGUGCUCAUUCUAGUGAGCUCAUUCUUCAUCUACAAAAGAUGUAAAAAGGAUGAAGGAAAUCAUAACAAUCAUCAAGCAGAAAAUGAGGAUUGUGAGCUGGGGAUUCCUCUCCGCUCAGACACUAAUGCAGCACCUGAAACACCAGCUAUAUCCAUAAAGAUGGUGGAUGAUAAUAAUCGUUCAGAGAGGGACCUGAACCAUGGAGCCUGA